AUGGAGACCUUCAGGAGCAGAUGGCUGUCAUGGGGGCUGGUGCUGUGCUGUGCCUUCUGGAGACUCUGCCUGACCUCUGCAGACUAUGAUGAUUACUCUCAGAAUAGCACCCACGAGCAGGUGACACCAGAGGUCACAGCGUGCCCCCGAUCCAUUCCCAGUGAAAAGGCCACCAUAGACAAUGUCACCUACCUGCUGGUCCGUGAGGCCACGCGUGCUCAGCUGGGCAGCGUGGUCACGGUGAGGCUCAUCCCCUGCCUCUACAGCCUGGUCUUCCUGCUGGGGCUGCCUUCCAAUGGGUUGGCCCUCUGGGUCCUGGCCACCCGGGCUGAGAAGUUGACCUCCACAGUCUUCCUGAUGAACCUGGCUGCAGCAGACCUGCUGCUCGUCCUGGUGCUGCCCUUCAAGAUUGUGUACUAUUUCCUGGGGAACCACUGGCCCUUUGGGGAGGGCCUGUGCCGGCUGACCACAGCCUUCUUCUACGGGAACAUGUACUGCUCUGUGCUGCUGCUCACCUGCAUCAGCGCCGACCGCUACCUGGCCGUUGUGCACCCCUUCUCCUCGCGUUCCUUCCGCACCCCUGCCUUUGCUGCCGCCACCUGCGCCGCCAUCUGGCUCUGUGCUGCCCUGCUGACGCUGCCCCUGACCCUGCAGCAGCAGUCCUACCCCCUGUACGGGGCAGACCUCAUGCUCUGCCAUGACGUCCUCCCCAGGCAGGAAGAGGAGGCCUAUUUCUUCUACUACUUCAUCUGCCUGAUCGCCUGUGCCUUCCUUGUCCCACUGCUGGUGAUGCUCUUCAGCUACUGCUCGGUGCUGCACGUGCUCCUGCGCAGUGGGAAGCGCUAUUCCUACUCCGUGAAGCUCACAGCUCUGGUGCUUUUCACACUUGUGGCCUUCUACACUCCCAGCAAUAUUCUCCUCCUUGUUCACUACUCCAGCUAUAACUGCAAGCGCUAUGGCAACCUGUACAGCAACCUGUACAUCAGCUACAUGGUGAGCCUGGCCAUCAGCACCUUCAACAGCUGUGCUGAUCCCUUUGUCUACUACUACGUUUCUGAGGACUUCAGGAAUAAGGUGAGAAGGAAAUUCUUUGGUCAUAGGAAACAAAAUACCACAUCCCUAAAAACUUCCAAGGAAACACUGCCUCAAAAGAGUUCUAAAGACUCCCUGGUGUAA
Molecule: messenger RNA, 1176 nt
Organism: Indicator indicator
Lineage: Eukaryota; Metazoa; Chordata; Aves; Piciformes; Indicatoridae
Gene: F2RL3
Product: F2R like thrombin or trypsin receptor 3
Exons: 2
Coding region: 1-1176 (391 amino acids)
Biological process (GO): phospholipase C-activating G protein-coupled receptor signaling pathway; positive regulation of Rho protein signal transduction; thrombin-activated receptor signaling pathway
Cellular component (GO): membrane
Molecular function (GO): thrombin-activated receptor activity
Source: RefSeq, a predicted model, not a curated record